Messenger RNA from Penicillium subrubescens, 690 nucleotides. Its product is annotated as ankyrin repeat domain-containing protein. Bases 1 to 690 code for a protein of 229 amino acids. Lineage: Eukaryota; Fungi; Ascomycota; Eurotiomycetes; Eurotiales; Aspergillaceae. The transcript has 2 exons. Gene Ontology annotation, molecular function: protein binding. The record is from RefSeq and is a predicted model, not a curated record.
AUGUCUGCCUCCACACCAAAGCCUAAGCCGACAGUACCUGUCGCGCUUUCAUUCGAGGCCAUCGACGACCUCAUCUACGAUGCCCGCGCUGGCGACCUCGAGGCUCUGAACGCCGACAUUGCCACUCUCGCCUCGCAGCACAACUGCCCAGAGUCGUACAUUGUCGCCUCUGCUAUUGAUAUGGAAGAUGAGAGCGAAGGCGGGACAGGGUCCUGCGUGCUGCACUUCCCCGCCGCCAACGGCAACAGCGAAAUCCUCAACACACUCCUCCAAAAACUCUCCACUCUGGAUGUCGCCCAGCGCACGGCAUUCGUCAACCACCGCAACCACUCUGGUAACACGCCCCUGCACUGGGCUGCGCUGAACACGCACCUGGAGUGCGUUAAGGGUCUCGUUGAGGCUGGUGCCGACGUCGCUAUCAAGAACGACGCUGGCCACGAUGCUGUGUUCCUGGCUGAGCGUGCGGCUUGGUCUGCUGCUGCCGAGGAAGAGGGUGAGAUUGAUGAGAAUGCCGAGGAGCCGCAGGAGAUUGAGAUGACUAUUGGUGAGGAGCAGGGUGAGGGUGAGGGUGAGAAGCAGGCUGAUGCUGGGGAGAUGUCUGCUGGCAGACAGGUUGUUGAGUGGUUGUUGAGCUCGGAGAAGGCAGCGGGUUUGGAGAGUAGUGCUACUGAAGGGGAGAAGUCUGCGUGA